UGUUAUACAUUUGUCUGUUUGUAUGUUUGGCAGUUUGCACAAUCUUGAAUUAUAAAGUCAUGGAAAAUUUAAUUUAUUGAAAACUAUUUUUAUAAAUACUGUAUAUUCUAAAAUUGAUAAAUUUGCAGACCCAAAAUGGGGAUACGAGGUCUCAGCUCGUAUUUCUCUAACAGAGAUUCGUUUUUCCAGACAGUAAGUCUGGAGGGUAUUGAGGUUAUAAUAGACGCCAACAAUCUUCGAUACUCCCUGUAUAGGGCGUGUCCGGGGACCAAUCACGCCUUCGGGGGUGAUUAUGACAAGUAUUACCGGUAUGUCCGGCACUACUUUGAAACCUUUCUCAAAUGCAAUAUUCGUCCAAUUCUGGUUUUUGACGGAGGAUACGAUGUGUCAGAUAACAAACUCAGAACAACUAUAUCUCGUGCUAAAGAUCAGAUUAGAUCUUGUGCCGGCUGUAGACCGACUAACCAGGGAAAACUUCAGGUUUACCCCUUACUCGGGAAGGAAGUUUUUCUCGAGGUUCUUCGAGAUCUUGAGAUAGAAAUCCUCCAAACAGAUUUCGAGGCGGAUCAGAUAAUUGCGCAGAUGGGGAUGGAGCGCGGAUGCCCUGUUCUCAGCAAUGAUUCGGAUUUCUUUGUUUUUUCCGUGGAUUUUAUCCGGUUGGACUCCGUCGAUUUGGAGAGAAGUAAAGCAGAAGGAAGCUUGUGCUGCGAACUGUUCAAUCGUCAGAAAUUUCUUGAGCACUAUAAUAUUCAAAACUCAGAAAUGUUGCAUUUACUUGCUUCUCUAAUAGGAAAUGAUUAUAUUCCUCCCUCCGUCUUCGAUAUAAUAUUCUCCAACAUCAAGAUGGCGAAGAAGACUAAGAAUAGUUCAGAACGGCAUCGUAAAAUACGAGGAUUAAUUGUUUGGUUGUCUAAGGAAACACAGGUUUCUACGGCCUUGGAUAGAAUUCUUGGAUGUUUCCAAGAAAAGGACAGGAAAGCAUUGAAGGAGAAGGUUCUGUGGUCCCUACAAGUAUACAAAGGGAAAGGAGAAGUGGGUGUUCAGGAGAACAUGUUGCCGCGUAGCUUUCACAAAAUAUUUGCGGACUGUCGUCUUCCAAGCUGGUGCAUGGAUAUUGCGACCAAGCAAAAAUUUCUUCUGCCCUGCCAGGUUGAGAGUUUUGACAAGCCUACAACAAUAAUGAGUUGUCUUCCUAUUCUACAGACAAUUAUCAACAUUGUCAACCCUACCCUCAACCCUGUUAUUCUUCAGGGUCGUGUCAAAUACUCCAUUGGUAACCUCAAUAUCUUCACAACAGAAACUUUAAAUUCUUCAGAAAUGAAGAAAGAAGAACGGAAAGAUUUGUUCUUAUCCAGUCUUAGUUCUCAGCUUACUCCGGAGGAGAUUGAAUCCGUCCCGGAGGAAUUACAAGGACUAGUUCUAAUACUGGAGUAUUGGAGUAACCAGGAGUUGGUCACAUCUGCUCAUGUUUAUGCAAUUCUUUUAGCCAGAUCAAUUCUGAGGGAGGUUGAUCCACAUACUAACUUUGCUAGAAGUGAGAAGAAAAUAAAAGAAGAAUUGAACAGUCCUAAAUCUACUUCGGAGAAAAAACAGUAUUUACAAACAAUGUCAAAGUACGCAACGCUUUUUCACAUGGAGGAGAACAUGAAAACAUCGACGAAAAAAUACGUCAAGGAUAUCGUUCAUUGUUUCGGUGUACUGCAAAGUAUUGUUUACACCUCGUCAAUACUAAAUACUCUACUCGGAGAUGUCGUCAUUCUUCCCAAAAUAUCAGAGUUUGUUAGCGGCACGUUUCUGUACAACGUUGUUAUGUACAUCAGCAAGAAACCGGAACAGCUGAAAGACUGUUUUCUUCCUGAGAAAAUGCGCGAAGAAUUUUUGCGUAUUUUUAACUUGAUUUCGAGUUUUCUCCCCAACCUUCAGUCUGUUAACACCAAACACAUGAAGAAGAAGAAACCAAAACAGAAAACGGAAACAUCAGAAUACUCCGACUUUAUUGAAAGUGAUCUUGCGGAAUCCGAAUCCGAAACCGGGUUUUUCGAUGUGGAAAACCGGUUUAGUGCACUUAAAGUUUCCUGACACUCUAAUUCUUAUGUAAUGUUACAGA
Messenger RNA from Eurytemora carolleeae, 2107 nucleotides. It is a transcript of the gene ast, whose product is annotated as protein asteroid. The record is from RefSeq and is a predicted model, not a curated record. The transcript is spliced from 13 exons. Lineage: Eukaryota; Metazoa; Arthropoda; Copepoda; Calanoida; Temoridae. The coding region runs from base 136 to 2079 and encodes 647 amino acids. Gene Ontology annotation, molecular function: nuclease activity.